This is a messenger RNA of Branchiostoma floridae (Florida lancelet), 3949 nucleotides long. Its product is annotated as clathrin interactor 1-like. The record is from RefSeq and is a predicted model, not a curated record. Gene Ontology annotation, cellular component: plasma membrane; clathrin vesicle coat; endosome. Lineage: Eukaryota; Metazoa; Chordata; Leptocardii; Amphioxiformes; Branchiostomatidae. Gene Ontology annotation, biological process: endocytosis. Gene Ontology annotation, molecular function: clathrin binding; phospholipid binding. The transcript is spliced from 15 exons. The coding region runs from base 159 to 2267 and encodes 702 amino acids.
ACCUUUGUGCCGUGACGUCACAAUUUCUUCCGCCAUUUUACCUAGACAUCGGCCAUUUUCUGGUGACACGUCUGCAAUCCAACUAAAUCCACAGGAAUCUACCCACAUUUGACCUUUCUGAGAUUCUAAACCAGCCACAAAGUAUCCCAUCUAUCAAGAUGUGGAAGAUUCGAGAGAUCACGGACAAAGUCACCAAUGUGGUGAUGAACUACUCCGAGGUGGAAGCGAAGGUCCGAGAAGCGACUAAUGACGACGAGUGGGGCCCCCACGGGUCGCUGAUGGCCGAGAUCGCCAAGUACACCUUCACAUACGAACACUUCCCUGAAGUCAUGGGCAUGCUGUGGAAGAGGAUGUUAACAGAACCUAAGAAAAACUGGAGGAGACCUUACAAGUCCCUACUGCUGCUGUCAUACUUGGUGAGGAACGGUUCUGAGCGAGUGGUCACCAGCGCGAGAGAACACAUCUAUGACCUGCGCCAGCUGGAAGACUACACCUUCAAGGAUGAGCUGGGCAGAGACCAGGGAAUAAACGUUCGUCAGAAAACCAAAGAUUUGAUUGACUUCAUCCAAGACGACGAAAGACUCCGCACUGAAAGGAAAAAAGCCAAGAAGACGAAGGACAAAUACAUCGGCAUGUCCAGCGAUGCAUUUGAAGGAGGCGGCAGCAGCAGAUACAAAAGGAGCCCUGAUGGUGACAGGUACGACCCCGAGCCACGUAACAUGAGUGCCAUGAAGGAGUACGACGACGAGAUUGAAAGACAGAACAAAACACGGCCCAAGUUCAGCCUUCCAGCCCGCAUCUUUGAAGACUCACCAGCAGGAAGCAUAGGAGAGUCAGACGAGGAUGAAGGGUACGCAGAUGAACCCACGAACAGAAAAGGAAAGAAAUGGCAAAAAGACAAUGGCGGAAGCGGGGGCGGUGGUGACGAGGACGCAGAGGAAGCCUACAGCGACAGCGAGGACAGGGGGAGUAACUCGUUCAAAGACGAAGAGACGUACGAGUCCCACGAAACAACGAUGACAACGAGAAAAGAGCGCGUGACCAAGAGGACCUCGAGAGGCAAGAUUGACCUAGGGGCUGCAGCCUCGUAUGGGAAGACUGCAGGAAGGACAGAGGAGACAAAGGAAGCCAACCCCGUUGCAGCGAAGCCUACCAACGACCUUGACCUUCUAGUUGACACUGCCCCGCCCGUCAUGCAGCCGACCAGUCCUGCUGGCUCCUCGUCAGGGUUUGCAAACUUCGCAGACUUCAACUCCGCUCCCGCAACGGACGGGUUCGACCCCCGUGGGAGGACCGUCUCUCAAGCUCUAGGCUCACAGUCACAGACGUUGUUAGAUCUCAGUGCCCCGGCCUCAAGCCAGUACACUGCAUUCACCUCCACCAGUUUUCCCACACUGUCAUCUCAGGGCAGUGAUUUUGGUGCAUUCCAAGCAGUUCCAAACAGUCCUCCAGAGCAGUCCUACUCGGCAUUCCAGUCCACAGAAUUCUCCACCACCACGUCCACCAACAUGGCGUCUGCCAACGUGAGUAACCAGGCACUGCUGGGGGCCAUGAUCGCACCACAACCCAUGCAGAUGAUGCAGCCAAUGGGGGCCGCGCCCCUUCAGCCCCAGCCCGUCCUGCAGCCGAGUCAGCCCCAGUUCCCAUCUAUCACUCCCCAGCCUUCUAGUUCUACUCCCCCUGCUUCUGCCUCUGAGGCAGGCACUCCACAGAAGCCAGUCGCUCGACUGUGGGCCAACACUAACGUCAACAUUAACCUGGACAACCUGAGCCCAGGACGGCAGCCGGAGAGACCGGCACAACCCAGUAUGAACCAGCUGGCUGGACAGAGUCCUAUGGGUGGAAUGCCAGCAGGCAUGACGUCCCCACAACAAAUGAUGAGCCCAACCAGCCCCAUGGGAGGUAUGCCCGCCAACAUGGCCGCCAUGCCCACCAGCAUGGGUCCCAUCACGUCGGGGAUGGGCAACAUGCAGCUGGGCACCAACCCUCAGAUGAUGAACCCCAUGAUGCAGCCAAUGGGCAUGCAAGGAACGAUGGGUAUGCAGCCGGGAAUGGGGAUGCAAGGCAACAUGGGAAUGCAGCCAGGAAUGGGGAUGGGCAUGCAAGGCACCAUGGGUAUGCAGCCAGGGAUGCAGCAGGGAAUGGGGAUGCAAGGAACCAUGGGAAUGCAGCAGGGCAUGAUGGGAGGAGGAAUGGGAGCAGUACCAAACCCGAUGCAACAGAGACAAGACAAAGCAUUUGCUGCUUUUGGAAACUUUGGGAAAUGAUGUAACAAUGGACAAUAGAACAUUUCAGAGACAUUUUCAGUCACGUUUUCUUAUCUCGCUGUACUAGAGUAGAUUAAAUGUAUUGGGGUCAGAAAGAAAAUCUGGGGAAAAUUCCAUAGCAGAUCAUACUUACAGUGUGCCAAUAUCAGGUAAGAAGUAAGAAAAACACAGACUUAUGAAUUAUUUCCAAAAUUCAUGUAUGACACUUAGAUUAUGCAAAAGAAAAGGAUGGAUAUACUUUCAGGGUCCACACAAAAAUGUACACAACAGUAUUGCAGACUUCAUUUUGUGAAAUUACAACCUGAUCAAGUUUAGAUUCUCACUGUGUUUACAGAACAGUGACUGCUUUUCUUCUUUUUGGCAAUGCCUCAGGGGCAUAGCCUUUUAAACAGCAAAUCUUCUUCUUCUUCUUCUUAUCUCAAAUCUUCUUGCAAGAACAGCUCCACAUGUUGUUAGACUGUACCUAGCAGUGCUGCAAGUGCCUGCAUUAGGCAGUAACAUUUUAUUCCCUUCGUACUCGGACAAAGAUAUUGCAAGAGGACACAUGAUAAAAGAGGGCUAGGAGGAAAACUUGGAUUUGACUAGAUUCUCUGUUCCUUUGUUACUAUGUCAGUUUUUAUUUUGACCAACCAGCAUUGUUUUUUUUAAAUCAACCAACAAAUUGAUCAGGCGUGGCCUUAGUUCAGAGAAAGGUAUUAAUGCAUUGGAGUUCUUCGUACAGUAACAGGGAGAUUGAGUGUUGAUUUGGAUAUGUGAUAAGGGUAAAUGAUCCAUACAAUGUAUGGAGAAACGAGACAUGCCCACAUUAGGAACUUCACUAAUAAUACCGAUUAAGAAUUAGCAUGUGGCUGUUUUAAAUACUUGUAAUUACAGAAAAUAUUGUAUAUAUAUUCAAAGUUAUGUACCUGUACAGUCAAAUCUUGGUAAUUGUUCCAUGGUUAAUGAUAAUGAUAAUAUUAAGGAAAAGUCACAUUGUAGUGUAGACAUGCAAAUCUAUUUUUCACCUGUCUGUUUUGUAGCUAGCGUUUGCUAAUUCUUGCACAUUCCAAGAACAACUCUUUUAGGGGUAGUCUCAAAACAUUAUGUGCAGGUUCCACUCAGAAUCAGUUUUUUAAGUGAAACCAAACUGCAGUUCAGUAAGGAAGGUUCGAGUUUUGUGUAUGGUCACAUUUUUCGCUGGUAUACAUGGAUUAGUUUGUGUGUGCUCUUGCAAACUGUAUCUAGCUUCCUGUUGGUCACCUUUGAUGAUGGCACUCUUGAGAGUACAUCUGUAGUUAACCCUGACACAUGCUAACAAAACAAGUGCAACAGCUAUUAAAUCCCCAUUACCAUCAACUAUCUAUUGUCUAUCGUGUGCAGAACAGAAGUGAUGUUCAUACUACUUGUAGUGAUGGACAAACCUUAUGUUCCCCUUGCAGUUGUCACCAGUGUACAGGAAAGAACUCAAGCUGUGCUGUGCAAUUUGAGCAUGUAUUUUCCAGCUACACAUAUCAGGAUCUCUUCCUAAAUGGUAGUUUAUUAUAAACAUGUCAUGGGUAAAUUCGACAUUAAUUUUUUUUGUGAUGUUACAAUCAAGAUGCAUGCAAGACAGUAUGAUUACAUUUAACUGCCACAAAGUACAUGUUUUUGUCUACGUUACAAUGCUAAUUCUCCGUUCUCAAUAAAUAUGAAGAUUUUAUUUA